AAAACAACAAACCAACAAACGUGUUAGCAACGCGUUCAGAACCAGACGCUGGUUUCGUCGAAGAAUCCGGAACGAAUCCUCCGAAAGCAAGCUCCGAAAAUGGCACAAGUUCCGGCCCGCAAUCCCAAGUACUCUGCGGCCGACCUGUGGCCACCGGGUUCGAAGGACCGGGACUUCCCGCCGGCGGCCUUCUUCCCCGUCUAUGUGGGCAACUUUCUGUGCCAACAGCGGACGGAGUUGGUUGCCCGUGUGCAGCAGUACUUCGCCUCGAAGGGCCUGCUCGCCCGGAUGGUGUUUGUGCGCAGUGCGCAGAACGAUCCGUUCCAGAGUUACCAGGACAAGACCAAGCUAUACGAUUGCUUGGUUUACCUGACCCGCGAGAAGGACGCGCAGGACGCCGUCAAGUACCUGCACCGCGACAAGUACUACGGCCAUCGGUUGAACGUUUUUCCGGGUCGUACCCCGGACAUUAUGGACCCAAACCAUAGUGUUGUGUACGCACUGUCGCAGAACAUGAUGCAACUGCCAACACGCCUCAUCGAGAAUCACAUCCUAAGCGCCACCGGAUUCAUGGCCAAGUCCACCAAAAGAUUCUCCACGAAUCAAUUGAUCGUUCAGUACGAGGGCCCCGUCCAGCAGGAGAAGGCCCUGCGCGAUUACCGGUACAUGUUCGCUCACCCACUGACCGUCGAGUUGAGCCAGCAGCAGGACUUCCUAGAGGAGGACGUAAUCGAUGAACUACGGGCUCGGAGUCAAAAGCAUUCGACCUUCCUGGCAAUGUGCCCCGAAAAGCACGUCUUGGAGGCUUUGUACGCCGGGACCAAGCCGGACGUGGGGCCCAUGGACUGGGUCGCGGACCCACUUGAUUUCGUACCGAAGAUCCACAAACCGCGCGAAAACGUUCUGUUCCAAAUUGCUGAAGGUACGUUGCGAAAAUUCGGCAUUACGUGCAGCUUUAUCAACAAGACAUCGAAAAUCCGCGACAAGGAGCGCAUGGCAAAGUUCAAGCGAAAUGCAGAAUCGAAUGGUAGCCAGCUGCGGAGCAAGUACCAAAAGGCAAUCGAGGAAAUGUUCCGUCACGGUAAUGCGAAAUUGCCGUGGCGGAUGACGGUCGGCAGGUGCAAUCAGGACUGAGAAUUGUUCUCUUGAAUAUGGACUCUCUGAAUCGGUUUUCAACACUUGAACUAAAAAUGAUUUAAAUAAAUGAAUUAUAAUUUUCCUCAAAAUUA
Culex quinquefasciatus (southern house mosquito) is the source of this 1229-nucleotide messenger RNA. RefSeq lists its product as uncharacterized. The record is from RefSeq and is a predicted model, not a curated record. NCBI's taxonomy places the organism in Eukaryota, Metazoa, Arthropoda, Insecta, Diptera, Culicidae. Bases 100 to 1134 code for a protein of 344 amino acids. The transcript has 3 exons. Gene Ontology annotation, molecular function: nucleic acid binding.